Molecule: messenger RNA, 484 nt
Organism: Malurus melanocephalus (red-backed fairy wren)
Lineage: Eukaryota; Metazoa; Chordata; Aves; Passeriformes; Maluridae
Product: gap junction delta-2 protein-like
Exons: 1
Biological process (GO): cell communication
Cellular component (GO): connexin complex
Source: RefSeq, a predicted model, not a curated record
GAUCCUGCUGACGGUGGUGGUGAUUUUCCGCAUCCUGAUCGUGGCCAUCGUGGGCGAGACGGUKUACGAGGACGAGCAGACCAUGUUCAUGUGCAACACGCUGCAGCCCGGCUGUAACCAGGCGUGCUACGACAAAGCCUUCCCCAUCUCGCACAUCCGCUACUGGGUGUUCCAGAUCAUCCUGGUGUGCACGCCCAGCCUGUGCUUCAUCACCUACUCCGUGCAUCAGGCGGCCAAACAGCGCGAGCGCCGCUACUCCUUCCUCUACCCGCUGCUGGACGCCAAAAAACAACCCAAACUCAACGGGGCGCUGGCGCCCGAUGGCAGCGGUGGUGGCACCAAGGACGAGGGGGACGAUGCCAAGGAAAGCGUGGGGACAAUGGCACGGCCACCGCGCAGCGCCAAAAUGAAGAGACAGGAGGGCAUCUCGCGCUUCUACGUGAUCCAGGUGUGUGGGGAAUGGUUGUUGGGGAGUGGUUGUUGA